Molecule: messenger RNA, 2796 nt
Organism: Heterotrigona itama
Lineage: Eukaryota; Metazoa; Arthropoda; Insecta; Hymenoptera; Apidae
Source: the annotation of a GenBank genome assembly
AUGGACGAAUGUAUGCUGAACGAUUUGUUGGAAUGCUCGGUAUGUCUCGAGCGAUUAGACACAUCGAGCAAAGUACUUCCCUGUCAACACACCUUUUGCAAAAAAUGUUUGGAAGAGAUAGUUAGCACCCACCGUGAAUUACGGUGCCCCGAAUGUCGCAUUCUGGUCGAUGCCAAAGUGGACGAGCUGCCUCCCAAUGUGCUGCUGAUGCGAAUUUUGGAAGGAAUGCGCAACGCAGCUCCCAAAUCUACGAAAUCUGUAGCUAAAAGCAACACAGGCCCUCAGAGACUUUUCGGUGGCCACCAAGUUACCUCGACUCCUAUCGUAACUGCUAGUCCUACUCCCGCCGCGUUGACAAACGAGCCAGUUCGGCAUGGUAAUACAACAGCGAAACAAAUUCAACUACACAAUCAAACAUAUGGCCGAGCAAUCUACGAUUACGUGUCAAAAGUUCCAGGGGACUUGUCAUUUAAGAAAGGCGAUGUCGUUGUCCUUCGUAAGAAAAUUGAUAAUAAUUGGUGUUUCGGGGAAAGUGCCAAUAGUCAUGGAGUUUUUCCUUUAUCUUACGUUCAGGUAAUCACACCAUUAACACCGGAUGUUCCUCAGUGCAAGGCUUUGUACGAUUUUAGAAUGACUAACGACGACGAAGAUGGCUGUCUUACAUUUAACAAGGUAUGCAAAAACAUUUGUACAUUUGAUCAAUUCAACGUUACAUUUCCUGUCUCUGUUUCGCAACAACCACCAAACGGUGAAAUUAUCAAUGUUAUUAGAAGAGUCGAUGAAAAUUGGGCAGAAGGAAAGCUUUUGGAUAGAAUUGGUAUCUUUCCGUUGGCUUUUGUGGAACUGAAUAGCGUGGCAAGAGCUCUAAUGAAACUAUCAACAAACGCACAACCAGGUCCGUCGAGAGUGGCGCCUCCUACUCCCACUAACGAAGAAACUACACUCUUAAUACCAACUGAUCAUUCGCGUAAUUUACAGACAAAUCAGUUGCGACCUCAACUUGUACAGAAUACGAUUUUACCAGUCUCUGACUCCAUUUCAAACGUAUCGUCAGGAGGUAGUUCUUCAACUACUACUCCAAACACUCCUAAUAGCUCGACUACAUCUAGCGGUUCCAGUACCGCUCCAAGUAGUCCUAGCAGUCCAGCAACAUCUCCUCCUGCAGUUGGAAAUAGACACAGCGUUAAGCGUCACAGUUUCACCGCUGUUAAUACCGGCCAUCAGGCUCAUCCACAUCACAGACACAGUGCUGAAAUACUCGGUCCUCCGUUGGACAAUGCCAUUGGUAAUAGUAACAGUAACAGUAGCAGUAAUGAUUCAUUCUCUCCACUACAGGCAAAUACCAGCGUUGCAGAUCGCAAUCUUCGUCACAAGCGAAGCGGUAGCAGCGAUCUUGCCCUUGCCCCACAAUCGUCGCAAAGUUUAUCCGCUACAACUGGAAAUACUCAUUUACCAGCUGCAUACAUAGCUCUGUAUCCGUACAAACCUCAGAAAGCAGAUGAACUCGAGUUACGAAAGGGCGGCAUUUACAUGGUAACGGAACGAUGUCAAGACGGUUGGUUCAAAGGAACUUCCAAUCGUACACAAAAGUGCGGAGUCUUUCCAGGAAAUUAUGUCGCGCCUGCCAAAUGUCAACGCGGCCUGUGCCGAGGAUCGCCAAACACAGGACAACACCAAAAUUUUCCAUCUUCGACGGGUCAAAAUAGCAGCGACUCGCGAAUAACUACGACUUAUACCAAAAACAAAGGAUCCGCCCCUCAACCUUACAAUUCACGGACGUUGUUACCCCCAGAAUUGCCACCACGUGCAAUUAGUCCGUCUUUCAUGGUAUCAUCAUCUUGGCACGGUCAAAGUCAAACACAAAGUCAAGAAAAUAGCCCUCCCCGAUACAAGGAACAAAAUUCAGCAAAUCCUCUUGGACGCAGUCACAGCGCUACGAAAGAAACACGGCGUCAAAUUAUACGAGAUUGCUUUUGUCUGCCAGCUUCUCCUGGAAAACAGAUAACUCUACCACAAUCAUCAACGACUACGACUACAACUACCGGUGUCAACAACAGCAGUACCAUCGUUACCGGCGCGACUUCGUCCAUGACGAAUGAAAUCAACAAAACUCCAAAUGCUAUUUUACACGCUACGUCUUCUCCUUCUGCCGCGUCUGUUUCUACACCUAAAAACACCGAAAAGCAAAAGGAGAAAAAGGACAAAUGCGUUUCUUUGAUGCGUCGGUUAACGAAUAUUAAAAAAUCAAAAUCACCACCUCCUACGACAUACUCUAUGGAUAAUCCCGUGUUCGAAGAUAAUGGCAGUUCCAUCAAUCCGAUACAUGUUCGAUCGGGAUCUUGCCCAAGUCAGUUGCUACAGGUGGGAGCUACACAGGAAUUAAAUGCUUCAAACAACCACCAUCGUUUAUGUCCAGGCUCCGUGCAGGGACACGUCACAUCUUCGCAAAGACUUAAAUACAAGGAGAGACCAUCUUUACCGGUCUCGAUCCUCCAGAGAUCCAACGAAUCGGGUGCGACGGUAUGUACACCAAUGGCAAAUCACCAUCGCAAGAGUAACUCGUUAGACGCUGGCAUGGGAAAACAAGCGAAACAACAACCUACGCGCGAACGAGAGCGAGUGUACAGAUUUCGUUGUAUCGUGCCGUAUCCCCCCAACAGUGAAUUUGAACUGGAACUUCGAGUAGGAGAUAUCAUUUACGUACACAAAAAACGCGAUGACGGCUGGUACAAAGGCACUCAACAAAGAACCGGUCGUACGGGCCUUUUCCCAGCCAGUUUUGUCGAAGCUUUCUGA